Messenger RNA from Schizophyllum commune H4-8, 1434 nucleotides. Its product is annotated as aldolase. Bases 433 to 1302 code for a protein of 289 amino acids. The record is from RefSeq and is a predicted model, not a curated record. Gene Ontology annotation, molecular function: zinc ion binding; aldehyde-lyase activity. Gene Ontology annotation, biological process: carbohydrate metabolic process. NCBI's taxonomy places the organism in Eukaryota, Fungi, Basidiomycota, Agaricomycetes, Agaricales, Schizophyllaceae. The transcript has 5 exons.
UCUGAGGCUGCAUCUCUCGCCCACACUCAUUCACGCACCGAAAAAGGAAAUCGAUUUGAGAGCCCGGCUUUGUCCCUGAAAUGCGUAUUGAUCCGGGCAGGCUCUUUCCUUCCGGCCAUUGUCCCGCUCCGAGACUCGUUCCGUUUGUACCCCAGGCUGAACCGGACCGGGUUCGCAUCUCGCGUUCACCUUUUUGCGGAUGAGCAAGGCCUAGGACGUAGGGGAUGCCGAACAUGGGGCGGGGAAUUUCGAACAUGGGAGACAAGGAAUGCCGGGAAUGGGGCAGGCUGGAGACGCGCUUAUCGGCCGAGCUGCACAAAAGGCGCCGUCCCAGGCGUCUAACUUCCCACCGAGUCUCUGUGCUUUCGACCAUCGUCGACUUUUCCCCUCCCUCUUUCCUACUCCCCAGCCAUACAACGCACCCCAUCAGUCAUGUCCCUCGAGAACAACCGCACGCUUGACAUCCUCCGCAAGGCGGAGAAGGGGGGCUAUGGUAUCCUCGCACAGAGCGUUUAUGACACCAACAUGGUCAUCGCCCUCGUCCGUGCCGCCGAGCAGGCGCGCAGCCCCGCCAUCAUCCAGAUGUUCCCGAUCACCCUCGCCUAUGGCAAGGGCCCCUUCCUCCAGUUCUGCCUCGACGCCGCCCAUCAAGCCUCCGUCCCCAUCUCCGUCCACCUCGACCACGCCACCGAUGCCGAGCACAUGGAGCUCGCCCUCGGGCUUGCCGAAAAGCACGGCAUCAAGUUCGACAGCAUCAUGUGCGACGCCUCGCACGCCGACACGGACGAGGAGAACAUCGCGAUCACGCGCCCGUACGUCGAGCGCGCGCACAAGCUCGGCAUCGCCAUCGAGGUCGAGCUGGGCCGCUUGGAGGGCGGCGAGGCGGGGCUGCGCGUGAUCUCGGACGCGAAGCUGACAGAGCCGGGGAAGGCGGACGCGUUCAUGCGCGGGACGGGCGCGGACAUUCUGGCGCCGAGUAUUGGGAACUUGCAUGGGUCGUACAUCAACCCGCCGAAUUUCAAGCAGGAGAUCCUCAUCGCAUUGCGCGAGAAGUUCGCAGGGCGGGUUCCGAUAUGCCUGCACGGGACGGAUGAGCUUCCGGACUCGCUGUUCCAGGAGUGCGUCAAGAACGGCGUGAGCAAGUUCAACGUCAACUCCUGGGCCCGCGACCCCUACGCCAAGGCGCUCGGGACCGCGCUCCUCAGCAAGCCCUUCCCGGACGCCGUCGACGAGGCGACGGACGCGUUCGUUACUGUUUGCCUCCGGUUUUUCAAGCUUUUCAACAGCGAGGGGCGGGCAUAGGUGGCUUAUUCCUGAGAUGAUCAAGUGUAGUACUUGUGCAAUUAUUUAAGACUAUGUACAAUGGGAAAAGUGUAGUUCGACAAUUCCCAAAUUGUAUUCUGAAAGCAUCCACAAAACACUGAAGAUUCUUGA